AUGGCGCUCUACAGCCAGGCCACGCGCAACGUGGACCUGACCAAGAGCGAGACCGACCUCAACACGCACAUUAAGAAGGCGACGUCGAUCGAGGAGACCGCCCCCAAGCGCAAACAUGUGCGCGCCUGCAUUGUCUACACCUGGGACCACAAGAGCAGUCAGAGCUUCUGGAAUGGCAUCAAGGUGCAGCCCAUCCAGGCAGACGAGGUUCAGACCUUCAAGGCGCUGUAUACCGUGCACAAGGUGUUGCAGGAGGGACAUCCGAUCGCCUUGAAAGAAGCUCAGCAGCAUGUGGGUUGGCUCGAGGGACUGUCGCGCGGCAUGAUGGGGGGCAUGGGUGGCGAGGGACUGCGAGGAUAUGCGCCUUUAAUCCAGGAGUACAUCUUCUACUUGGUAUCGAAGCUGAAGUUCCACCGCGAGCACCCCGAGUUCAACGGCACCUUCGAGUAUGAGGAGUACAUCUCGCUCAAGUCGAUCAACGACCCCAACGAAGGCUACGAGACCAUUUCCGAGCUCAUGACCUUGCAGGACCAGAUUGACAGCUUUCAGAAGCUCCUCUUUGCGCAUUUCCGGACUGGAUCAAACAACGAGUGCCGGAUCAGUGCGCUUGUGCCGCUUGUGCAGGAGAGUUAUGGUAUCUACAAGUUUAUCACCAGCAUGCUUCGUGCCAUGCACACUACUCUCGGAGACGACGAGGCUUUGUCACCGCUGCGUGGCCGAUAUGAUGCGCAGCAUUACCGACUGGUGCGCUUUUACUACGAGUGCUCGAAUCUUCGCUACUUAACAUCUCUCAUCACCAUUCCUAAACUCCCGCAAGACCCGCCGAACGUGCUAGUCGAGGACGAGAACGCACCUGCAUUGCCACAGCGCCCAAGGAACGAGCCUGUCACCAAACCCAGAGACACUCCACCCCCGCAAGCUGCCACCGACCCCGAGCCGAUCAACGAAUUUUGGAAGAAUGAACAGGCGAGGCAGCAAGAGGAGUAUGAAGCUGAGCAGAGACGACUUCAGGCGCAGUGGGAAGAAGCUCAGAGGCAACAACAAUUGCAGCAACAGCAGGCACAACGCGAUUUCGAGGAACAACAGCGGAUGCAGGCUGAACAGCAGAGGCUACAACUCGAGGCACUUCAAAGACAACAGUUCCAGGAGCAAACCCAAGGUCGUAUGGCUGAGCUGGAGCGAGAGAAUUUGAAUGCCCGUGCCCAAUACGAGCGAGAUCAGCUCAUGCUGCAACAGUAUGACGCACGAAUGAAGGCUUUGGAGAAUGAACUGUCGACUCUCGGGCAGAACUUUCAGCAGCAGACGCAAAGCAAGGACGAUCAGAUUCGAGCACUGCAAGAACAGGUCAACACUUGGCGCACGAAAUACGAGGCUUUGGCGAAACUGUACAGUCAACUGCGCCAUGAGCACUUGGAGCUUCUUCAGAAGUUCAAGGGCGUGCAGCUAAAGGCUGCAUCUGCGCAGGAGGCCAUUGACAAGCGCGAGAAGCUGGAGCGUGAGCUGAAGACCAAGAACCUCGAAUUGGCAGAUAUGAUUCGGGAACGAGACCGUGCUUUACAUGAAAAGGAUCGUUCGACAGGUGGCCACCGCGACGAGGUUGAGAAACUCAAGCGCGAGUUGCGCAUGGCUCUUGAUAGAGCUGACAAUGCGGAUCGUGCAAAGGGUAGCGAGCUUUCAGCCAUGCUUUCACGGCACAACCGUGAGAUUGCAGACCUGGAAGAAGCACUCCGCAACAAGACACGGGCUCUUGAUGACAUUCAGAUGAAGCAUGGCGAAGGCAGUUCCGACCUUGAACGACAACUGCGCGAGAAGGAAGAGGAGCUGGAGAUCUACAAGUCUGGCAUGGACCAAACGCUGCUGGAGUUGAACGAGCUUCGCAACGGGAAUGGCGUCUCAGACAAGGCCAUGGACGAACAGAUCGAUGUGAUGCUCCUCGACAACAUCAAGAAGAUCAACGACAUCAUCGACUCGGUGCUCCAGGCUGGUGUGCAGAGAGUGGAUGAUGCGCUGUACGAGUUGGACAGCUCCAUGCAGGCUGGUAACCAGAACGCCAGUGGUCCGUACGUGCUUUCGCAGAUUGAGAAGGCCCAGAGCACUGCCAUGGAGUUCAGCACUGCGUUCAACAACUUCAUCGCCGACGGUCCCAACAGCACCCACGCUGAAGUUAUCAGAACUGUGCAUCAGUUCUCAAACGCCAUCGCCGAUGUCCUUUCGAACACCAAAGGUAUCACCCGCUUUGCCAGCGACGACAAGAAGGGCGAUCAGCUCAUCUCCGCUGCUCGUCGAUCUGCAUCUAGCACUGUGGACUUCUUCCGUGGCAUCGUGUCCUAUCGCCUUGAUGGACUCGAGGAUCUGCAGAAGACCGAUGUGGUUAUCAACAAGAACAACGACGUUCAGAUCGCCCUGAACAACUUGAGCAAGUUGGCUGAUGCGUUCGCACCAAAGACCAAGGUGACUUCGCAAUCAGGAGAUCUUGCUGAGACAGUUGAUCGUGAGAUGAUGAACGCUGCCAAAGCUAUCGAAGCUGCCACUGAGCGCCUCACGAAGCUCAUGAACAAGAAGCGAGACUCGUACUCGACAUAUGAGCUCAAGAUCCACGACUCGAUUCUUGAAGCUGCCAUUGCUGUUACGAACGCAAUCGCGCAGCUGAUCAAGGCCGCAACAGCUUCCCAACAAGAAAUCGUCAACCAAGGUCGUGGCUCGAGCAUGAGCAAGACCCAGUUCUACAAAAAGAACAACCGCUGGACGGAAGGUCUCAUCUCUGCCGCCAAAGCAGUUGCAAGCUCCACCAACAUGCUCAUCGAGACUGCGGAUGGUGUGAUCAGCGGACGUAACUCUCCCGAGCAGCUCAUCGUCGCGUCAAACGAUGUAGCGGCUUCCACAGCACAGCUCGUGGCUGCUUCACGAGUCAAGGCAAGCUUCAUGUCCAAGACUCAGGAGAGGUUGGAAGAGUGCAGCAAAGCCGUCACGAACGCCUGCCGAAGCCUGGUGCGACAAGUGCAGAGCAUUAUCGAGAGCCGGAACAAGGAUGGCGACGAGGAUGUUGACUACAGCAAAUUGAGCGGACAUGAUUUCAAGGUGAGGCAGAUGGAGCAGCAGGUCGAGAUUCUGCAGUUGGAGAAUUCGUUGUCGGCUGCGAGACAUAGGUUGGGUGAGAUGAGGAAGUUGAGUUAUCAGGAGGAAGAUUAG
Molecule: messenger RNA, 3189 nt
Organism: Zasmidium cellare ATCC 36951
Lineage: Eukaryota; Fungi; Ascomycota; Dothideomycetes; Mycosphaerellales; Mycosphaerellaceae
Exons: 2
Coding region: 1-3189 (1062 amino acids)
Biological process (GO): endocytosis; actin filament organization; clathrin coat assembly
Cellular component (GO): clathrin-coated vesicle; actin cortical patch
Molecular function (GO): phosphatidylinositol-3,5-bisphosphate binding; phosphatidylinositol-3,4-bisphosphate binding; actin filament binding
Source: RefSeq, a predicted model, not a curated record